AUGAAUUCCCUUCUGCAGCCAAAACGUGGAGCCUUGGAGGCUGAGAAGAAUGAGUCUCCCAACCUGCGCCUGCAGUCUGUCACAGAAAGCUUUGCGGGAAUGAUUCAUGGCUUGAAGGUGGACCACCUGACAGACAGUGUCAUUCAGAGAAGCAAGAGGAUGAUCCUGGAUUCUCUGGGCGUCGGUUUCCUGGGAACAGGCACCGAAGUGUUCCAGAAAGUCUUGCAAUAUAGUAAAAUCUACAGUUCCAAUACCUCCAGUACCAUUUGGGGGCGACCAGACUUCCAGCUCCCACCCACAUACGCUGCUUUUGUUAACGGUGUCGCUGUUCACUCCAUGGAUUUCGACGACACAUGGCACCCUGCCACCCACCCUUCUGGAGCCGUCCUACCUGUCCUCACAGCCUUAUCAGAAGCCCUGCCUCAGACGCCAAUGGCUUCUGGCCUUGACCUGCUGCUGGCAUUCAAUGUUGGUAUUGAAGUACAAGGGCGACUGCUGCACUUCUCCAAGGAAGCCAAGGACAUACCAAAGAGGUUUCAUCCUCCCUCUGUGGUGGGGACUUUGGGAAGUGCUGCUGCCGCAUCCAAGUUUUUAGGGCUCAGCUUGACAAAGUGCCGAGAGGCCCUGGCUAUUGCUGUUUCUCAUGCUGGGGCACCCAUAGCAAAUGCUGCCACUCAGACCAAGCCCCUUCACAUUGGCAAUGCAGCCAAGCAUGGGAUGGAAGCCACAUUUCUGGCAAUGAUGGGUCUCCAAGGCAACAAAAGGAUCUUAGACCUGGGGUCAGGGUUUGGUGCCUUUUUUGCCAACUACUCCCCCAAAGACCUUCCAAGCCUGGAUUCUCAUAUCUGGCUGCUGGAUCAGCAGGAUGUAGCCUUCAAGAGCUUCCCGGCCCACCUGGCUACCCACUGGGUGGCAGAUGCAGCUGCGGCUGUGAGAAAACACCUUGUGACUUCAGAAGGGACCCUGCUUCCUGCUGACCACAUCGAGAGAAUUGUGCUCAGGAUCCCUGAUGUCCAGUACGUAAACAGGCCCUUCCCAGACUCAGAGCAUGAAGCCCGCCAUUCCUUCCAGUAUGUGGCCUGUGCCAUGCUGCUUGAUGGUAGCGUCACUGUGCCAUCCUUCCAGAGCCAGGGCAUCAACAGACCUCAGGUGAGAGAGCUGCUCGAGAAGGUGGUGCUGGAGCACCCCCCUGACAACCUGCCAAGCUUCAACACACUGUACUGUGAAAUAAGCAUCACUCUAAAGGAUGGAACCACCUUCACGGAGCGCUCUGACACCUUCUAUGGUCACUGGAGGAAACCGCUGAGCCAGGAGGACCUGCAGAAGAAGUUCCGCACCAACGCCUCAAAGAUUCUCUGCAGGGACACAGUGGAAAGCCUUUUGAAGGUGGUCGAAAGGCUAGAAGACCUAGAAGACUGCUCCAUGUUAACCACACUUCUGAAAGGACCCUAUGCCCAAGAGGAGGCCUCAAAACUCUCCGGCAUGGUCUCCUUCCAUCGCACAACCCUGCCCAUCUGA
Molecule: messenger RNA, 1518 nt
Organism: Psammomys obesus (fat sand rat)
Lineage: Eukaryota; Metazoa; Chordata; Mammalia; Rodentia; Muridae
Gene: Acod1
Product: aconitate decarboxylase 1
Exons: 5
Coding region: 1-1518 (505 amino acids)
Molecular function (GO): lyase activity
Source: RefSeq, a predicted model, not a curated record